Metopolophium dirhodum (rose-grain aphid) is the source of this 2523-nucleotide messenger RNA. Its product is annotated as cilia-and flagella-associated protein 96-like. NCBI's taxonomy places the organism in Eukaryota, Metazoa, Arthropoda, Insecta, Hemiptera, Aphididae. Gene Ontology annotation, cellular component: centrosome. The record is from RefSeq and is a predicted model, not a curated record. The transcript is spliced from 6 exons. The coding region runs from base 1 to 960 and encodes 319 amino acids.
AUGACAGCACGUCCAACCUUUGACGACAUGGGUAAAAGCCAUGGAAAAUACGACAUGGAGCGUAUUGGUUUGUUUUCGGAGAUGCCAUAUAUGAUUGGCGAUAAGUAUCCUAAUAAAAAAGAUAAUAUACGGGAUUUGAAAAAGUCUCAAAUGUAUCCAAGUACUUUAAAAACUAAAACAGGUCUUCAAGACGCUUAUUUUGAACCACAAUUUAAAAGGUUAUAUGAAAAUGAAAAAUGGAAACCACCACCCACAGGACUGUUUGAUAAGAAUGAAAAUAAGAAAAAACAAGUUAGUACGCACCCAUUUAUACCUACAGGUCCUGCAAAACACCAUUCAACUGCCGGUGAUCAUUUUGGAACAUUUGGUCCUAAACUUUCAGCAAUGUCUAAUGUCAAAAAACCUUCACCUAAGAAAGAAAAGCUCCAACCAUACAUCUUUACUAAACCAACUAAUACACGAGGACCUGGAUAUACAGAUAUUGGUUUCAGUCCGUUCCCUGAAUACAAGUCAAGUCCAUAUAAUGACGUGAAAAAACAUAAUAUAAAAGAUAGAUUAAACAAGACUUCACCAUUUUUAACUGGUGGUUCCUAUGAGUUCUUUGAAAAAAAUCCUUAUUUUAGUAAUGAUCAAAAGUCGACGUACAAUACUAUCACAAAACCCAAAUUUAAAGGAACACCAUUUGUUCCACCUUCAACAAUAAAUCAUAUUGGAAAUGGUUUUGAAAAGUGGCCCAGUCAUUCCGAUGACCGCUACAUUGAUCCAUUUAGAAUUGGAUAUAAGAAUAAAAAAGACAAAAAAGAUGAUAAAUCAAUUAUUACAUUCUAUCCACAAACUAGAAACAAAUCGUUAUAUACUACAUCAACGAUUCAACGGAAAUUAAAAAUUGCAAUGAACAAUCACAACUGGCGUACAUUUGAUACCAUUACAUACCCCGCAGAAACAAUUGUAAAACAAUGAGCUAUUUACGAACAAUAAAAUAAUUAUUUUUAAUUUUAAGCUAUAAACCUUUUAAUAGGUAAAUGUCCAACUAAUAAAUAAUUUAUUACAUUUUACAAUCAUUGAAAUUAUUACAUUUAUUACAAUUAUUGUAAAAUGUAUUGUUAAAAAAUAUCAUCUAUACAAUAGUAAAUAAGCUGCGCGAUCUAGUGAAGUAAUAAUUAGAUUACUUAAUUUUAAAACUCCACUAGAUUUCUCCCUUUGCUAAAUUUUGUAAAUUAAAACUUUAAUGUUAUAAACAUACAAUAUGAAAAGUAUAAAAAUUGUUUAGACAAUACUUUUUUGUUGAGUGAUAUUUAUUAAUAUUUGAAUGAUUUUUAAAACCAAAUAAAUAAUUGUUGUGUCUAUAGCUGCUUGCUAAAAUGAGGCCAAUCAACUUGAUAACACUGAAAAUAUUGAAUAAAUGGAUAAAUAAAAUCUUAGUAUUUGGCUAACCUGGUGUGUCAUUCAAUAUUUUAUUUGAAACUCAUAUAAAGUAAAUUAGUAAAAAUAAAUGUAUUUAAAAUAAUGUGAAGUUCUUACACGAAUCUAGUAGGUUUAAAAUUAUAUAUGCCAGUUCCUACAUGAUGAGAAAAAUGAGAUGUAUAUACGUUUCUACUCUGUGACAAAUAUUUGUGUUUCAUUUCAAAAUCCAUAAAACAUAAUAAUAUUUUAGUAUUAACGACUUAGCUACGACUUUUAACGAUAAUGCUGACAUCUAAAUUGUAUGAGUCUAUAAGUUCUACCCUACUUUAUAGGAUGUUAUAAUUAUUUAAGGUAAUUUCAUUAUUUAUAAAAUAGUUACAUCUACAGACAUCUCAAGAAACUUUUAACUGUAUUUUUUUCAAUUUAUUAUUUACUUUUUUUGUUUGCGAAUAAAAAAUCGGACCAAUGCAGAAGAACGACUCCCUCCGUCUUAGAUUCUUUGCAGAGCGAUGAAUGAAUUCAUAUAUCGGACAUCAGUAAGUUCUACAGUGAUGUGUUUUUUUUUUUUGUUUUUUUAAGACACUUUUAACAGUGGAAAAAUGGUUCAAACAUGAGGGCGUGGUUUCUGUUAACAAAUUGGAUCUAGAUAGAACUUUUGGGUGUUGAAUAAAAAAAUUCCCCGAACAUAUUUUUCAAAAAAUUAUCAUAAAUUAACUAAAUCAAAAUUACGGAAAAAUGGAAAUAUUUACGAAACACAAAGUUUUGACAACAUCUAUAAUAAUUAUAAAUACGAAUAACCGUAGAUACUUUAAAUGUACUUAAAUAUUUUGAUUAUUACUGAACAUGGUAUCACUAUCAAAAUAUUUUAGAUUAAAUAUUCAUUUAAAAUUUUAUAUUUUGAGUGGGGAGACGAAUGUAUUGAUUUUACAAUGAUGCAUCUUUUUAAUUUUAUGUUUGACUCUGAAAACACUUUUUAUAAUAAUAAAAAUCCUUUGAUCAUCAACAUUGAGCGUGGUUUUUUAUAGGAAAAAUAUGUUUUUAACAAAAAUUAGUUUAAUCAAUAGUAUAACUACCAUUUACUACUAUUUACCAAUAGAACAAUAUAUUACGAAUAUACAA